CCUUACGACAUUGUUGAUAAAGCUGAUAUUUUUCCUCAAGUUCUGCAGAAUGGCAUAGAGUGGAUGAGACAAUGGGAACUGGGAACAAAGUACAGCUAUUCCAUGUUGACUGAUGGAUCUUGGGACAUGAGUAAAUUUUUGAACAUCCAGUGCUUUAUUAGCUGUACCAAAUACCCUUCUUUUGCCAAAAAGUGGAUCAAUACUCACAAUUAUGGGAACCUGUACAAGGUUCCUAGGAAUCAGACCAAGCUGACAAUCAUGCUUGAAAAUCUGGGCAUGAGUUAUGAUGGGAGACCUCACAGCGGACUUGAUGACUCUAAAAACAUUGCAAGGAUCGCCAUAAGGAUGCUGCAGGAUGGCUGUGACCUGCGGGUGAACGAGAGAAUUCACGGUGGACAGCUGAUGACAGUCUCCUCCUCAGGCCCCUUAGAGGGAGCCCCUGCUCCACAGAUGCCCCGCUACAGAAACUGGCAGAGAUCAGGGCUCUGCCCCGGAGGCUGCCCUCACAUACCCGCUAAAGACUCCAGAGCUUGUUAA
Melospiza georgiana is the source of this 537-nucleotide messenger RNA. RefSeq names its product 3'-5' exoribonuclease 1-like. The record is from RefSeq and is a predicted model, not a curated record. Lineage: Eukaryota; Metazoa; Chordata; Aves; Passeriformes; Passerellidae. Gene Ontology annotation, biological process: exonucleolytic trimming to generate mature 3'-end of 5.8S rRNA from tricistronic rRNA transcript (SSU-rRNA, 5.8S rRNA, LSU-rRNA). The transcript has 3 exons. Gene Ontology annotation, molecular function: 3'-5'-RNA exonuclease activity; nucleic acid binding. Gene Ontology annotation, cellular component: cytoplasm; nucleolus. The annotation marks the transcript as partial.